Rubroshorea leprosula is the source of this 1991-nucleotide messenger RNA. Lineage: Eukaryota; Viridiplantae; Streptophyta; Magnoliopsida; Malvales; Dipterocarpaceae. The record is from the annotation of a GenBank genome assembly.
AAUAAAUUACUUUUAAUUUGCUGAUGGAAAAAAAAAAAAGGGGAAAUUCGUGCGAGCGAAACGCACCGUAUUACUGUCCCUCUAUGUUAUUUUCCUUUCCGAACGUGGCGAAAAAGGAGGCAUAAAAUUCGGCAAAAUCACCCUAGAGGAAAUCACCUUUAAAACGCAUAGCAGAACGAAUGCUGCGACUUGGACUGCGACUGGGCGCCACCAUGUCGUCCGCCGUUGCCACCUUCUCAACAUCAUCGCAAUCCUCAUCUCUCUUCGCCAUCAGAACCAAUUCUAUACUCUUCAACAAUGGAGGCCUUCGCAGUCGCGUCGCUUUCCCCGCCCGCCUCAUGCGCUCACCUUCGCUUCGCUGCUUCGCAUCUUCUAGCGGAUUCGACAGAGUUCUGGUUCAGAAUCCGGUCGUCGAAAUGGACGGUGAUGAGAUGACAAGAAUCAUUUGGAGGAUGAUAAAAGAAAAGCUUAUAUUUCCUUAUCUAGACUUGGACAUAAAGUACUUUGAUUUAGGGAUAUUGAACCGCGAUGCGACAGAUGACAAGGUCACCAUAGAAAGUGCUGAAGCUACUCUUAAGUACAAUGUUGCAGUCAAAUGUGCUACAAUAACUCCUGAUGAGACAAGAGUGAAGGAAUUUGGACUAAAAUCUAUGUGGAGGAGCCCCAAUGGCACAAUUAGAAACAUCUUGAAUGGUACUGUAUUCCGUGAACCUAUCCUGUGCAAGAAUAUACCAAGAAUUGUUCCUGGUUGGAAAAAACCUAUAUGCAUUGGUAGGCAUGCUUUUGGUGAUCAGUAUCGUGCAACUGAUACAGUCAUUAAUGGACCAGGAAAGCUUAAGAUGGUUUUUGUCCCAGAAGGUGGAGGCACCCCAAUGGAGUUAGAUGUCUACAAUUUUAGAGGUCCUGGUGUUGCACUUGCAAUGUAUAAUGUUGAUGAGUCUAUUCGUGCCUUUGCUGAGUCUUCCAUGUCGUUGGCAUAUGAGAAGAAGUGGCCUCUUUACUUGAGUACAAAAAACACUAUUCUGAAGAAGUAUGAUGGCAGGUUUAAGGACAUAUUCCAGGAGGUAUAUGAACAAAAGUGGAAGCAGAAGUUUGAAGAACAUUCAAUAUGGUAUGAACAUCGACUUAUUGAUGACAUGGUAGCUUAUGCAGUAAAAAGCGAAGGUGGAUAUGUUUGGGCCUGCAAAAAUUAUGAUGGAGACGUUCAGAGUGACCUACUUGCUCAAGGAUUUGGUUCUUUGGGUCUAAUGACUUCAGUCUUGCUGUCUUCUGAUGGAAAGACAUUAGAGGCUGAAGCUGCUCAUGGGACUGUAACUCGGCAUUUCAGGCUAUACCAAAAGGGACAAGAAACCAGUACAAACAGUAUUGCUUCCAUAUUUGCAUGGACUCGAGGACUGGAGCAUAGGGCCAAACUAGAUAACAAUGCAAGGUUGUUGGACUUUGUUCAUAAGUUGGAGGCCGCUUGUAUUGAGGUAGUGGAGGCAGGAAAGAUGACCAAGGAUCUUGCCCUUUUAGUGCAUGGACCCAAGGUAUCAAGGGAGUUUUACUUGAACACAGAAGAAUUUAUUGAUGCUGUUGCACAAAAUCUUGAGUCAAAGAUUCAGCGACCUUGCACGGUGUAAGUAGAUACACUGUUUUCCUAUUAGACAAUCAUAUGGGGAAGUUUGGAGGAUCAGAAGAAUCUUGUGAAGGGACCAUAUUUAUUUGGCCCUUGUUUAAACUUGAUAUUGGAAAGGGCAUGAAUUGAAAUGGACUAACCAGCAACAAGGGAGUUCAAAGAUAGCAGAAUGAGGUGCAUAGCCAAUUACUGAAUAUUAGACAUAUAAUUGAAAAUGCUUUGUCUUUCCCAAUAAGAUGCAGCAGAGAAUUGUCAUUCAAUUAACUCAUUGUCUCCUAGUUUUUAUUUUUUUCUACAGUAAAAAAACUUGAGAAAUGACUUUUUCAUGAUCUGAAAGCGAUUAAUUGUUUCAAAAUCAAUUAUUUGUUGCCAU